GGUUUUAUGUUGUUUAACUCUAAUUUUUCAUUUUAAAACAUCGUUGAUUGACAAAGGAAGGCAGCCGCUGAGGUUUAAAAAUGAACCGACAUAGCGGGCUUACUGCAAUCCGGCAAGAACGUUGCGAAAACGCCGCAUCGGUGAUACGAGACAAUUGAGCAAGGAAGUCAGGGAGGAGGAGGAGUCUGCGCAGCAAUCGAAAGUGAAAGUCGAGCAGCUGACUGACUGACUGACUGGACUAAACGCUUCUUCUACGUGCGAUCUUCGCCUUUAUACAAACCGAAAAUGUCUGAGACUGCGGAAAUCGACGAGAGCCUCUACUCCAGGCAACUGUAUGUGCUGGGCCACAAGGCAAUGCUGCGCCUGCAGACCACCAACGUGCUUAUCUCUGGGAUGAGAGGCCUGGGAGCUGAGAUAGCUAAGAAUGUCGUGUUAGCCGGAGUCCGAUCAGUAACCGUCCACGAUGAAGGAGAGGUUCAAUGGGGGGAUCUUUCAUCACAGUUUUUCUUGAAGGAGAGCGACGUUGGGAAGAACCGGGCUAAAUGCUGUGAACCUCAUCUAGCUGAACUCAAUGCCUACGUCCAGGUGGCUUCCUACACCGGGUCUCUGAACGAACACUACCUGUCAGCAUUUCAGGUGGUGGUGCUGACCAACUCCUCUCUGGAUGAACAACUUCAGAUUGGGACCCUGUGCCAUUCCAAGAACAUCCGCUUCAUUGUGGCUGACACUAAGGGCUUGUGUGGUUUGCUCUUUUGUGAUUUUGGAGAAGAGUUUGUUGUGUCGGAUCCUAAUGGAGAGCAGCCACUUUCGGCCAUAGUACUGAACAUCUCCAAGGAUAAUCCUGGUGUGGUGACCUGUUUGGACGAGGAGGGCCAUGGAUUUCAAAAUGGAGAUCAAGUUACAUUUUCUGGGCUCUUCGGCAUGACCGAGCUCAAUAACUGCACACCUGUGAAGAUUGAAGUCCUCAAUGACUACGAGUUCAGCAUCAGCGACACCUCGGGCUUCAUGGCGUAUGAGAAUGGAGGGAUGGUGACAGAAGUCAAAAUGAGCCAGACCUUCUCCUUUAAGCCCCUGAGUGAGUCCAUAGAGGACCCAGAGAUCGUCAUGACAGACUCUUGUAAGAAGGAACAGCACAAAACCCUUCAUGUCGCCUUUCAAGCUCUGCACAAUUUUGUUCAAAGGACUAAAAGGCUUCCUAAACCAAGAGGAGAGGAUGACGCACAAUUGCUAAUUGAAAUUGCAAAACAGAUACCAUGGAAGUGUCCAGUGAAUGAAGAAGUUGUGCGUAAAUUUGCUUUUGGCGCAACGGGAGACCUGAGCCCUGUCAAUGCUUUCAUUGGAGGAUUAGCAGCGCAUGAAGUCAUGAAGGCCUGCAGUGGCAAGUUCACUCCCCUCAGGCAGUGGCUGUACUUUGAUGCUCUGGAGUGUCUGCCUGAAGAUGCCAGCGAUUGCAGACUCACCGAGGAGACUUGUUCACCGAGAGGGAGCCGCUACGAUGGACAAAUUGCUGUGUUUGGUUCUGCCUUUCAGGAAAAGCUGUCCAGUCAAAAAUUAUUCAUGGUGGGAGCUGGGGCCAUUGGCUGUGAGCUGCUGAAGAACUUUGCAAUGAUGGGACUUGCGACUGAAGAGGGUGGAAACGUUACCGUGACAGACAUGGAUUCUAUCGAGAACUCAAAUCUGAACCGGCAGUUCUUGUUUCGGCCUCGAGAUGUCGGGAAAAUGAAGUCCAUUACUGCAGCAGAGGCAGUCCGAAAAAUGAAUCCAUCCUUAAGGAUAACGGCUCACCAGGACAGACUCGGACCCGAGACAAGUGAUGUGUAUGGAUACCAAUUCUUUUCCAAGCUGGAUGUUGUAUUCACUGCUCUGGACAGCGUGGAAGCCAGAGUAUACGUAGAUGGGUGUUGUGUCGAACACCAGAAGCCACUGUUGGAAUCCGGUACCCUGGGCACCAAAGGCCACACACAAGUCAUCUUACCCUUCCUGACGAGGUCUUAUGGGCAAGUGCAAGACUCGCAGGAGAACGCAUUCCCUUUGUGCACACUGAAGAACUUCCCCUUCUCGAUUGAACACACUCUGCAGUGGGCCAGAGACAUCUUUGAACAGCUCUUCAAAACAUCGGCAGAAAACGUCAGUCGAUACUUUCAAGACCCUGGCUUUGUUAAGAAUUCAUUAAAGCGGGACAGUGCUGAGGCUCUCGGUGUCCUGGAGGAGGUGUAUGACAGCCUGGUGACGUGGAAACCCAACAACUGGACUGACUGUGUCAGCUGGGCCCGGAACCAAUGGGAGAGACUCUACAAUAACAACGUAAGGCAGCUGCUGCAUAAUUUUCCUGCAGACAAGGGGAAGAAGGAGGCACAGCAGAGCAACAGCGCCAGCGGAAGUUCCAUGUUUGUCAUGGCCGACACUCAGGAUGAGCGACAGGGCAGCUACGCUGAUCGGGAGAAGCCUCCGGACAAAGAGGACUUCAACGAGGUGUUAAACUCCGGAAAGCCAUUCUGGUUGGGACCCAAGCGUUGGCCACGCCCUCUGAACUUUGACCCAGACAAUGCCACCCAUAUGAGUUUCAUAGAAGCUGCAGCAAACUUGUUUGCAGAAACAUAUGGCAUCAAGGGAACCCGAAACCACCAAGAAAUCGCUGAAACCCUUAAAAUAGUCAUUGUGCCAGAAUUUACCCCCAAGUCUGGGGUGCAGAUCAUUACCACAGAUGACGAGAUGAAGGAGGCGACAGAGCAGUCCGUAGAUGACAACCGACUAGAGGAGGUGAGGAAGAAACUGGACACUCUACAGAAAGUUGGAAUCUUCAAGAUGUAUCCAAUUGAAUUUGAGAAGGAUGAUGACACUAACCUGCAUGUAGACUUUAUUGUUGCUGCCUCCAACCUCCGAGCUGAAAAUUACUACAUUCCCCCCGCCGACCGCCACAAGAGUAAACUGAUUGUCGGUAAAAUAAUCCCAGCUAUUGCCACCACUACAGCGGCAGUCGUUGGUCUCGUGUGCCUGGAGCUGUACAAAGUCAUUCAAGGCCAUAAAGAGCUGAGCUUGUACCGCGACAGUUUCAUCAAUCUGGCGACAGCAGACUGUUUUCUGUUCCUUCCCAGCGCUGCACCGGUACACAAGGUUGCAGGUCUGGAUCUGAAAUUCACCCUGUGGGACCACUUUCCUGUCCACGGCUACAGAGAUGACACAGAGAUGACAGUAGAGGAGCUUCUGAGUCACGUCAAGAAAAACCACAGCCUGGAGGUAACUGACUUGUUUUAUGAAAACGCUGCAAUCUACCUUUCUGAGUCUAAGAAUCGCGAGGAACGACUGAGACAAAGGGUGUCAGAAGCGGUCCGUGCUGCUACUAAGAAGGAAAUCCCAGAAACCCUUUCAGUGCUGAAGCUGAUCGCAAACAUUGAAGAACUGGGAUUAGACGAUAAACUUCCCCCCAUUCAUUACUCUUUCCGAAAAGCCAAACCGGAGUAAUGGUUCUUACGAAGAGACGAAUGGAUGAAGAAUCAGAGGACAAUUGCUACUUUUUUACCUUUGGCUCACCCUUAAUUAUGAAGAACGAAUUUUGUUCACUAGCUGUGUCCAUCGUUCCAGAACAUUAACUAUAAAUUAUACAUACACUUACAUAUAUCUUCAUCAUUUUGAAUUCCUAUUUGUCUUGAUGCAUUCCCAAUGGUAACCCAAACUCUUUUUCCUUUUUUAUUGGCAUUAUGUACAGUAACCAUUUGAACGAGCACUCAAUUCCCAGAAAAACGUUUAUAUUCAUACUGACUUUUCAUUUUCUUGUUUUCACUCCAUUUUUAAAACAUUACACGUUCACUACGUUUGAAAAUUUUGCUUUGAAAUGGAAGCUUUUUAGGAUUUUAGGCACACAAAGAAGGCCAGAACCAUUUAAACCCUUCCCAAGAUCCAAUUAACAAUAGAUUUACUUAAUGAUAAACACAUAAAGUGCACAGAUUAAACAAAUAAGAGGAAAAUGAAAUCCAGGAAUGUACAAAUUACGUAAAAAAAACUAUAGAUAUAACUAAUGAGAUAGAAAGAUCGCAAAUCAGAAACAAGAAACAAUAAUUCAUUUAAUCAAACUAAAGCAAUAGCAACACGUAAGUCCAAAUAAAUCUCUCUCUAUAUAUAAAGCCCAACGUCUGUCUGUCUGUCUCUAUGUCCGCUUUUCACGAGAGAACUACUUAACGCAUUUAGAUCGUUUUUUUUUUUUCUAUAAUUUGCUUGAACAUUCCGGUUGAUUUUGUGACUUCUCUCAUUGCACUAAGUAUCAGAGUUCGCUCGCGGUGCCGAUUAAUUUGUGUGAAUCCAAGAGAGACACAGCGGACUGUGGGGAGGUGGGGUGGCGGGCCCUCUUCACUCACGCUUCAGCCUCAGGGUGUGACCUAACCUCCACUUAACUAGUGAACAAGAGAACUACUUCACAGGUUUAGAUCAGGCUUUUUUCUAGAAUUUACUUGAACAUUACGUUUGAUUUUACGUUUGAAGAAUCACAGUUUGCUUGCAAGAGAGAUAUAUUCACACUAAUCGGACACAGAAUCUGUGAGCCGAGGGGAGAGGGAAGCGUGACGUCAGGAGUAGGGAGCCGGGUAGUGCCCUCCUCGCUGUCUUGUUUCACUUCUACGUGGGCAGGGCCGCGGGGGACAGCUAGUAAAUUAUUAAACAUAAUUAAUGACGCUGUAAGGGAAAAUGUAACUGUGUGAAUUUGUAAAGUGCUGCUGACUGUGACAGCCUGCUUAAUUAGGACAUUAUGAACCAUUUGUACCCAGCAGAUCAACAGUGAGGUGAGAUCAUGUGACGUUUGAAUUAUUUAUUUUGUUUCUUAAUACAAAUUUGCAUAUACAGUAAGAAUUCUUUUUUAACGAAUCAGAGAGUUGACAGACUUUUAUUACGUUUAACUAUUUUGGGACCUUUCGAUAAUAUGAAGACACAGGUAUAUUAAAACAUUAUACCAUUUAUGUGUAUGAUGAUUGGUGCUCACUAAUAUCUUUCUUGACUGUGUUUUGCAAACGAAUCUAACAUAUUUAAUAUUUCUUAAAUUUUUUAAUCUUGUCGUACUGCACUGAGCAGUGGACUUGGCAGGCUCCAUCAGCCUCAACGUAAUAAGGGACAUCCAUCUUGGAGACAUUAUUAACAGUGACCCUUGUGGCCGGUAGACAGACCGCAAAUGAGCCAGAAAAAUAAUCGGGGUACUGGCUGGGCUACCCCAUUUAAUCAUAGCCAUCAAGCAACAGAAACAAACAAAAAGAAAACAGUUCACAGCUCUGAGCACAAGAAUCAGACGUAAGUUCAGCCAGCGCAGUAUAAAGCAAAAGGAGCUCCGUCAGCAGGAGCUCCAACUCCGUCUCCAGUUCAGUCAAAAUGAGCCACCAUCUUCUGUAACUGUCCAUUUUUAUUGUGUGGGGCAGAGCUCUGCUCAGGACUAGGCUUCUUAAUUGGGCUGCCUCUCCUAUCUGGAGAUGAAAAAGAAGACAGUGUUAGCGACAGCGCCCCCUCUUGUGUUGGGAUGGUAUCAAUUAUCUUGACAGAGCCAGGAAGGUGAUCCCCAAAAGCAAUCUCAAAUGUUCCUUAUUUACAGAGUAUUUUCCCUAAAAGAAGCCCAAAAAAAUCCUAAAAACUGAAUCGAAUGAAAGGUCAGAACCAAAAAUCACAUAACUAGGUUCUUUUUGACUGAACUACUAAUCCAACAAAAGAAAAACUGUUUCCAAACAAAACAAGAAUUAUCUUCUCUAAAAACAACAAAGAAUCUACUCAAAGAGAAGGAGAUAAAGGUGAAUGCUAAAGAGCUCUGGUUAAGGCAGAUCUUAAAUCUCCCUCAGGUGACUGCGCUACUAACUGCAGCAGCACCUCAAGGAAAUGGACUAACGAGAGGCUGCACCCCUUUAGCUUCUAAACCCAAUUUGAAACAAUUAACAAACAAGCCGAAGGGGAGAACAGGAAGAUGACAAAAACGGGAAACAGUGGAGCCAGGCCAAGCCUCAGACGAGAAUAUGACAGGAGCAUGUGAAUGUUCAGAGGGUUUAAUGCAGGGGGUUUGCUUGUGAUAAUGCUGGGGUGUGUUUUUUGGGAUCAGUGUUAUUUUAUGGGUGUGCUCUGUGGGGGCCGCCAGAGAGAGGGGAAGAGGAAGGGAGGUGAAGCAGUGACGUUCUGUUCACAGUAAUUUCAAUGCUGUUUGGAUCCAAAAGAAAAUAAUAACAUAAUAAAAAUUAAUUUCCAGUGU
Messenger RNA from Erpetoichthys calabaricus (reedfish), 6208 nucleotides. Its product is annotated as ubiquitin-like modifier-activating enzyme 1. The record is from RefSeq and is a predicted model, not a curated record. Gene Ontology annotation, cellular component: SUMO activating enzyme complex; cytoplasm. Bases 286 to 3462 code for a protein of 1058 amino acids. Gene Ontology annotation, biological process: protein sumoylation. Gene Ontology annotation, molecular function: SUMO activating enzyme activity. Lineage: Eukaryota; Metazoa; Chordata; Cladistia; Polypteriformes; Polypteridae. The transcript is spliced from 26 exons.